AUCCACGUCGGUCAGGCUGGUGUCCAGAUUGGCAAUGCCUGCUGGGAGCUGUACUGCCUGGAACAUGGGAUCCAGCCGGACGGACACAUGCCCAGUGACAAGACAAUUGGUGGAGGAGAUGAUUCCUUCAACACCUUCUUCAUGGAGACUGGAGCUGGAAAGCACGUCCCCAUGGCAGUUUUUGUUGACCUGGAGCCCACUGUCAUCGAUGAGGUUCGCACUGGAACCUACCGCCAGCUUUUCCACCCUGAGCAGCUGAUCACUGGCAAGGAGGAUGCUGCCAACAACUACGCCCGUGGACACUACACCAUCGGCAAGGAGAUCAUCGACCUGGUGAUGGACAGGAUCCGCAAACUGUCUGACCAGUGCACCGGUCUUCAGGGUUUCCUGGUGUUCCACAGCUUCGGAGGUGGCACCGGCUCUGGUUUCACCUCCCUGCUGAUGGAGCGUUUGUCUGUCGACUACGGAAAGAAGUCCAAGCUGGAGUUUUCUAUCUACCCAGCUCCCCAAGUGUCCACCGCUGUGGUGGAGCCCUACAACGCCAUCCUCACCACCCACACCACCCUGGAGCACUCUGACUGUGCCUUCAUGGUUGAUAACGAGGCCAUUUACGAUAUCUGUCGUAGAAACCUCGAUAUCGAGCGUCCCUCUUACACCAACCUCAACAGGUUGAUCAGUCAGAUUGUGUCCUCCAUCACUGCCUCCCUUCGUUUCGAUGGUGCCCUGAAUGUGGAUCUGACAGAGUUCCAGACGAACUUGGUGCCCUAUCCCCGUAUCCACUUCCCUCUGGCCACCUACGCCCCUGUUAUUUCUGCAGAGAAAGCUUACCAUGAGCAGUUAACCGUGUCCGAAAUCACAAACGCCUGCUUUGAGCCAGCCAAUCAGUUGGUAAAAUGUGACCCACGUCACGGUAAAUACAUGGCCUGCUGCCUUUUGUACCGAGGUGAUGUGGUGCCCAAAGAUGUGAAUGCUGCCAUUGCCACCAUCAAAACCAAGCGCUCCAUCCAGUUUGUGGACUGGUGCCCCACUGGUUUCAAGGGGGGCAUCAACUACCAGCCGCCCACUCAUGCAGCCUCACAUCACUUCCCUGCUGCUUUCUGA
Messenger RNA from Eleginops maclovinus (Patagonian blennie), 1101 nucleotides. Its product is annotated as tubulin alpha chain-like. Gene Ontology annotation, biological process: mitotic cell cycle; microtubule cytoskeleton organization. Gene Ontology annotation, molecular function: structural constituent of cytoskeleton; GTP binding. Bases 88 to 1101 code for a protein of 337 amino acids. Gene Ontology annotation, cellular component: cytoplasm; microtubule. The record is from RefSeq and is a predicted model, not a curated record. The transcript has 3 exons. Lineage: Eukaryota; Metazoa; Chordata; Actinopteri; Perciformes; Eleginopidae.